UCUCUUCAACUGGACACCGUGCGCUUAAAAUACGAAGUCUCCGGUCUCUCUGAGUCCUCACACAAAGACAGCGAGGACAUACGAAUGCCACCGCAGAGGGCUCAUGUUACAGACAACACCACUGCACGUCUACCCGCGAGAAAACCCUCUCCUCCCGCAUCUAGUUCCUGCGGCCAGCAAGCAAAGCGCGCCCGAGUGGAAAACAUCAUCAAAGGUAUGAGCGGCUCUCCAGGUGUGCGCUGCGCAGACCAGGAGCAAGACGGCAUGCGGGAAAACGAGAGGAUUGCCUCUGGCGGCCAGGUGACGGGUGAGCAGCCGGAGAAUCAGCACCUCAGACAGCUCAGAACCAGGCUAAGCCGCGUGGGAGAGCGCCCCGCGGGGACCCAUCCUCCCGAGCCAUCGGUUACAGGUUCACCAGGUGAGUUCCGCAGCAGCUCGGGUCGAACGCACCAAGGCUGGAAGGAGGUGAAGCUGGUGAACUACUUUCAGUCGCAGCCCGAGAGGAUAAAACUGAUGGCGGACGUGUUGAAGUACGAACUGAGCCGAGCGGUCAGCCGGAGCGUGGACUCGAUUUUUCAAAGCGCGCCACUUCCGCAGACUUCUGCGAACGAGGAGAGGGGAGGCGACACCGGCGAGGCCGACGCGUCCCUUCGGCCACCAGUCGGUAAAGAUGAGAUGCAACAGGUGCCGGAUGUGCAAACCGAGCCCCUGUCUCUGGUCGUGCAAAAGCCCCCGCGUGGCCCCGAGCCGCCGGUCCCCAUCGGCGGCGGCGGCCACCACUCGGCUCUGCGUAAAGCUCAGCCGCCGGGUGAGUCCCUCGGGUGCACGUGGGAGGCAGGCCGCGAAGGGACUCGAGCAAAGUGCGAGACGUACGACGCGCGUUGGAGGUCGGUCAAAGUAAGGUCGAAGGUCAACUCCAGAAGCCCCGAGAGGCGCGGCGCUGUGUCGGCGGGUCACGUGCUGCUGGAAAGCCCGAAAGCUCACGUCAAGAUGGAGUGCGAUGGUCUGGGGAAGAACAACCUGCACGUGCUCAAUGAAGGUCUGACUACGAACCAUCUGAAGAAAGCAAAGCACAUGUUCUUCUACACCCGUUACCCGAGCUCACUGGUACUGAAGACGUGUUUCUAUGAUGUGCAGUUCACACGUUGCAUCACCUCCCAGCUCAUCAAGUGGUUCAGCAACUUCCGGGAGUUCUACUACAUCCAGAUGGAGAAGUUCGCCCGGCACGCUCUCGCCGCGGUGGCCGACGUGAGGAGUCUGACUGUGGGGAGAGAAUCGGAACUGUUCAGAGCUCUCAACGUGCACUACAACAAAACCAACGACUUCCAGGUCCCUGACAGGUUCUUGGAGGUUGCAGAGAUCACAUUGAGGGAAUUUUACGUUGCCAUUUCAAUGGGAAAAGAUCGUGAUCCUUCUUGGAAGAAGCCAAUCUACAAAGUGAUCUGUAAACUGGACAGCGACGUGGCUGCUGAAUUCAAAAGUCAUCCGUCAGGAUGAGACCCGAGCAGACGCCCUCGUGGUUACCGUCGCAGGGAGGACUUGCUCCUGCUUUGAAGGGCAAACCAUCUGGUUUCUAACGAAGCCCAGGACAUAUUGGGAAAUAGAACGGCGGCCACAUCCAACAUCCACACACACGGCAGACUGAAGUCUGAGUUUAUCGAAUCAUCAGCAGGUCGUUUGACAGCAUUUUUAUUUUGCUAUAUCAACCAUAUCAUAUAGCAGUAGCAGUUUGUAUUGUAAUGAAUGUGAAACUAUUUAAUCUGCGAUCAUCUUCAACACAUUUUCUUUUUUUUUUGAGAAGCAAGUUUCUUGAUCAAGCAGGAAAAAAAAGGGUCGACACGACACCAGAAGAAAAACGCUUUAAUAUUUAACA
Molecule: messenger RNA, 1873 nt
Organism: Pungitius pungitius (ninespine stickleback)
Lineage: Eukaryota; Metazoa; Chordata; Actinopteri; Perciformes; Gasterosteidae
Product: prospero homeobox protein 2-like
Exons: 4
Coding region: 85-1497 (470 amino acids)
Biological process (GO): regulation of transcription by RNA polymerase II
Cellular component (GO): nucleus
Molecular function (GO): RNA polymerase II cis-regulatory region sequence-specific DNA binding; DNA-binding transcription factor activity, RNA polymerase II-specific
Source: RefSeq, a predicted model, not a curated record